Molecule: messenger RNA, 1071 nt
Organism: Drosophila miranda
Lineage: Eukaryota; Metazoa; Arthropoda; Insecta; Diptera; Drosophilidae
Product: oxysterol-binding protein-related protein 11
Exons: 3
Coding region: 190-864 (224 amino acids)
Source: RefSeq, a predicted model, not a curated record
UUUAUUUCGCACGGUUUUAAUUGUAAAUUUGCAAACAUUUUACGCAAACUAAGAAACAACUUAAGGCAGCGCAAGAACAAGUCACGCCAAAAGCAGCAGCAGCGGCAGCAGGAGCAGCAGGCGCAACAAGAAUCGGCAGACCGAGAUUCGGCGAGGAAAAGUCGCCUUCUGGCGGCCACGGACGCGGAAAUGGAGAGCAAUCUCAAUCGAAUGAUUAACCAGACGCUGCGCCAUCAGCUGAGUGGCCAGCUGAGCAAAUAUACGAAUGUGAUGAAGGGCUGGCAGUAUCGCUGGUUCACUGUGGACGCCAAGACGGGCUUCCUUAGCUACUACCUGUGCGACUCCUCUGCCGUUGGCGACGACAUUGCCCCCUCGCCCCAUGUCCUGGCGAGUGCCCCCCGCGGACAGGUUCAGCUGGCUGGCGCCGUGGUCUACCCCAGCGACGAGGACUCUCGCACGUUUUCCAUUGCCUGCGCCUCGGGGGACACGGUGAAGCUGCGGGCCAACGAUGCGCGGGCGCGUCAGGAAUGGGUGGACGGCCUCCGGGCCGUGGUUGAGAGCCACACGAAGGCCAUGGACAUCAGCAAUUCGUCGCCACUGCCGCCACGGGAGCUGCUGGCAGCCUCCGAUGCGAUGGUUUCGGCCCGUCAGGCGCUGUUCCUCACAGAGCAAUGCAAUGCCUCUUUGGCCAGGGCCAUUGAGAGCAUCGAUUGUGCUUCCUUUACGCCCACUGAUCCCGAUCUGCUGCUGCUCAAGGCCAUCUCCACAGCCAGCACUCAGUGCCUGCACCAGUGUUUGGGCCUCCUGCAGCGCCACCAGGAGAUGAAUCAGCUUUCGUCAGAGGCGCUGCCCAUUAUGCUCUAGGAGGAUGCGGUGUGAAGCCCGCUCUAGAGGAGGAGAAGCACCUGCCCUAGACAGGAGUGGACCCAACUCUAGGAGGAUGAGGCACCGCAUCCUUCAUCGCAUACACUAUUAUCCAGUAUUCCAAGUAUCUAAAAAGCAAUAAAGCAGCGUCGCCGAAUCGCAUUCGUGUGGAAUGCGUUCUUUUGGCAAGCAAAAAUGAGAAGACGA